This is a messenger RNA of Rotaria sp. Silwood2, 5157 nucleotides long. Lineage: Eukaryota; Metazoa; Rotifera; Eurotatoria; Philodinida; Philodinidae. The record is from the annotation of a GenBank genome assembly.
AUGCCAACUGAAGGUGCCAAUUUGGAAAGUUUGUUGGAACGAGUCAUUCAAAUGAACAUGGUUAUCAUCGAAGAAAUGCAGGAACAAAGAAAACAAAUACAUGCUCAACAGUCACUAAUUUUAGCACAAUCGCCUCCACAAUCGUCAACAACAAUAACAACCGAUUCAUCGAUCGCUACAUCAUCACAAUUCGUCAACAAGAUCAAUACCAAACCGAAGGAAUACAAUGGAACCAGCGAAGAAAAUGUUAUUACUUGGAUAACAACAUUAGACGAAAUUAUGGCAAAUCGGUUAAUUAACGACGAUGAUAAAAUCUCACUCGCUGUCAGUUGGUUAGGUGGUACAGCUUUACAAUGGUUCGUGAAUUUAAAAUUGAAAAAUCAAAGACCAUCAUCAUGGAACGAAUUUAAAAAUAAAUUGAAAUCUCAAUUUCAACCAAUUGAUUUUCAAGAACAGCUUCGACAACAAUUAUUGAAAUUACGUCAAAAACAAUCACUUCAAGAUUAUAUUCAUUUAUUUCGAAGUAUUGUUGGUCAAGUGACUGAUAUGGACGAGUUAACACAAGUUAUGCUGUUUGUUAAUGGUUUAUCUAUCAAUACAAGUUUAUAUGUACGAUCAAAACAUCCACAAACCGUCGAAGACGCCAUACGUGAAGCAACUACAUAUGACAAUGUUAUGACUAUUAGUAAAAAUAAUAAUAGUAAAUAUAAUCCAUUUCUGGAAGCAUCUGUUAAUGUCGAAUUGAAUGCCACCAGUACCCGACAACAACAACGUUAUAUGGCACCAUUUAAUUCAACUGCAACAAAAGAUGAUUGUUUUAAAUUUGGCUUAUGUUUUUAUUGUAAGGAACCAGGUCAUCGUGCGUUGAAGUGUCCAAAACGACCACAACAACAUACAAUAGCAUCAUUUAAUCAAAAAAACGACCAGUGUUUUCCAGAUGUUCACGAUGUUACUGAAUCGAAUCAAGUUGAUUCGAUUGAAAAAGAUGUUGUUCAUGAUAGAACAAUACCCGAUAAUGCUGAUAAUGAUAUUGAUCCACUUCGUGAAAUUAUGUCGAUGCUGACAACACAAGAAUUCAAUACAUCAGAAUUGUUAUUUUUAGAAGGAAAUGUUAACGGUUAUGAUGCCCGUAUACUAAUUGAUUGUGGUGCAUCACAUAAUUUUAUAUCUGAGAAUUUUAUUAAAUUUCAUAAUCUACAAACUAGUGGUAUUCCACGUGUUUCCGUUACUGUUGCAAACGGAAUCAAAUCAUACAUUGAUCAAGAAUUAAUGAAUUUUGAAUUAAAACUAGAUGAAUUCAACGAAAAAAUAACAUCAGCUUAUGUUUUUCCAAUUAAUUCUGAAACAAAUUAUGAUAUGAUUUUAGGUCUACCUUGGUUGUUUAAAAAUAAUCCUCGUAUAGAUUGGAAAACACGAAUUAUUACGAUUAACACAAAUGAUCGAAAAUAUUUUCUUAAGGCAUCAAAUUUAUGCAAUAAAAUUAUCAAUGAUACAUGUGUUGAUACUGUAGAAUGUACUGAUAAUAUUUUAAUUAAUGCAAAGCAAUUAUCAAGGUGUAGAAAGGUUUACUUGGUGACAAUUAAACAAACACCCAAUUGUUAUAUUAAUACAACUUCAUCAAUCGAUACAAAAAUAGAUCAAUUACUUGAAGAAUUUAACGACAUAUUUCCUGAUGAUUUAAGUGAAUUACCACCGAAACGUGAUAUUGAUCAUGAAAUUAAAAUAUUUGAUAAUAUAACACCACCAUCACAACAGCCAUAUCGAAUGUCACAACCAGAAUUAGCUGAAUUAAAACGCCAAUUAGAGAUUUUAUUAGAAAAGGGUUUUAUUCGUGUAAGCAAAUCACCAUAUGCUGCUCCGGUUUUAUUUGCAAAGAAAAAGGAUGGUACAUUACGUAUGUGUGUUGACUAUCGUGCAUUAAACAAACUUACAAUCAAAAAUAAAUAUCCUAUUCCACGUAUAGAUGAAAUGUUAGAUCAACUCAAUGGUGCAAAAAUCUUUUCACGACUUGAUUUAAAAGCUGGUUAUCAUCAAAUUAGAAUCAAAGACGAUGAUAUCGAGAAAACUGCAUUUCGAACACGUUAUGGUUCAUUUGAGUUUGUUGUAUUACCGUUCGGCUUAACAAAUGCACCACCAACUUUUAUGAGAUUAAUGAAUUCUAUAUUUCAUCAUUAUCUUGACAAAUUCGUUAUAAUAUAUCUUGAUGAUAUUUUAAUUUAUAGUAAAAACGAAAAUGAUCAUUUAAAUCACAUUAGAUUAGUAUUACAAUUAUUACGUGAUAAUCAAUUAUAUGCUAAUAGAACAAAAUGUGAAUUUAAUGUUGAUCAGAUUAAUUUUCUCGGUCAUGUUAUAACAUCAAAUGGUAUUAAAGCCGACGAAAGUAAAGUUAUUGCUGUUAAGAACUGGCCAAUUCCACGUAAUUCAACAAAUGUACGAUCUUUCCUUGGUGCUGCAGGUUUUUAUCGGCGAUUCAUUCCGAAUUUCAGCGAACUAGCGUCGCCGUUAACUGAUUUAACAAAAGCUAAUUAUAAAUUUACGUGGACCAACAAACAACAUACAGCAUUUGUAACAUUGAAAGAAGCAUUAUUAACAGCACCUGUCCUGCGUCUACCAGAUUUUAAUUUAACAUUCAUCGUGGUAACUGAUGCCUCUGCUAUUGCUGUCGGUGGUGUAUUAAUGCAGAAUGAUGGUGAAGGUGAACGACCAAUAGCUUAUGAAUCACGUAAAUUAAACGAUGUUGAAUCUCGUUAUCCGGUGCAUGAACAAGAAUUAUUUGCUAUAAUUGUUUGUUUACGUACAUGGCGAUGUUAUCUUGAAGGUAUGCAAUUCAUUAUACGUACAGAUCAUAAAUCAUUGCAAUAUAUUUCAACUCAAAAGCACCUGUCACGUCGAAUGGUUCGUUGGGUCGAAUAUCUUCAACAAUUCAAUUUUAAGAUCGAAUAUAAAUCCGGAAAAGAAAAUGUCGUUGCUGAUGCAUUAUCACGAUUAUAUACAUCACAGUUGGUUGUAAUUGAAAACAAUCAGAAUUUAGAUUGGCCUUUAUUAAUUCCACACUAUUUACAACACAAACAAUUUAGUGAUGAUAUACCAAAUGAAAUUAAAGAAUUAAUCAAAAAAGAAAUACAUUUAUUUAUUUAUGAUGAUUCUCACGAAACAAUAUUUCGCAAAUUAAAUGACGAACAAACAGCUCCAUAUAUACCAUUUAUUUCACGAUUAGAUUUAGUUCUUAAAAUGCAUGAUGCAUAUGGGCAUAUCGGAGUUGAUGGUAUGCAAGAAUUAUUACGAACAAGAGCAUGGUGGCCCGGAAUGAAUAAUGAUAUCAAGCAAUGGAUAAAAACAUGUACUAAAUGCCAACUUACUACUUGUGGUAAAACAACAACAGAACCAUUACAUCCUUUAAUUCCGGUACCUGCUUUUCAUCGUUGGAGUCUCGAUUUUAUUGGUCAACUGCCUACAACACUUAAUGGUAAUCGGUGGAUAUUAGUUGCAAUCGAUCAUACAACAAAAUGGCCAAUCGUCCAAGUUGCUCAAAAUGCCAAACAUGAAAUUGUUGCUAAAUUUGUGUAUGAAGAAAUUGUUCUUAAUUUUGGUUGUCCAACAGAAAUAAUUACGGAUCGAGGAACUAAUUUUACAACGACAAUGUUAAAUUCUUAUUUUAAAUUGAUCGGUAUCAAACAUAUUUUAACAUCUGCUUAUCACCCACGAUCUAACGGUGUUAUUGAAAGGUUUAAUCGUCUAUUCGGUGGUAUGCUAGCUAAAUAUGUAGGUGAUGAUAAUAUUAAUCAGUGGGAUGAAUAUGUUAAUCGUGCAUUAUUUGCUUGCCGAGUCCGACAACAUCAUGCUACUGGUAAAACACCAUUUUAUAUGGUAUAUGGGGUCGAAGCAAAAUUACCAGGUGAUGAACUAAUACCUAUUAUUAACGACGAUGAACAUAAUAACAUCACAUCUCGUGUACAACAAUUAAAUCAAUUAGUUCAACAACGUGAUAUUGUUCAUCAACGUCUUAAUUCAAAUGCUAUCAAGAUGAAAACUUAUUAUGACUGUCGAUUGAAACAUCAUCAUGUUGAUCAAUUGCAACCGAAUGAUUGGGUUUUAAUACACAAUGAAAACAGAAAAAAAUUCCAACCUCACUGGAUUGGUCCAUAUAAAAUUAAAAAGAUCUGUCCUUUAGGAACAUAUCAACUUGAAGACGUCAAAGGACAAGUCAAAUUAGAUUUAGUACAUCGUGAUCUAUUAAAGCGAGCUUAUAUCGAUUCUAUACCAACACAGCAAUGUAUUUUAAAAGAAAAACAAAUUGAAAGUUGGCAGGAUUUUCGAACAAGUAUCACGAAUUUCGAAAAUGAUAUUGAACAAAAAUAUGAAAAUAUUGAAGAAAAUCGAACAAAAAUUCUUAAUGAUUAUUGUCAAAUCAUUGAAGAUAUUGAUAAUGAAAUGGAUAAAUAUUUUUCAUCUGCAUGUCGACCAGCAACAAAAUGUGUUGUUGAACGUAUACCUCAAUUUAAAGAAGCUACAGCAGUAAUGGCUUAUUAUUUUCCAGCAGCAUUUGAUGGUAAAACACCAGGAACAUUUUUUGUAAAUCUUCGUAAUAUUAAUGAAGUAGUUAAAUUUAAAAUGAAUACAUUAGCUUAUCAUGAAGCUGUUCCAGGUCAUCAUUUUCAAAUAAGUGUGGCUCAAUCACUUAAACAUUUACCAUUUUUUCGUCGCAUCAUUCCUUUUACUGCUUAUUUGGAAGGAUGGGCCUUGUAUACAGAACAAUUAGCAGCAGAAAAAGGUUUUCAUAAAUCAUGGUAUAGUUAUCUUGGAUAUCUUGAUGCUCAACUUUUCCGUUCGUGCCGACUUGUUAUUGAUACUGGCAUUCAUUGGAAACGAUGGUCACGUGAACAAGCCAUUGAUUAUAUGAUCGAAAACACAUGCAUGAAAAAGGAAGAAAUUAUUACAGAAGUUGAACGAUAUUUUGUAUAUCCUGGACAAGCAUGUGCUUAUAUGGUUGGUUGUCAAGUGAUUUUAUCAUUACGAGAAAAAGUACAAAAAGCACUUGGUGAUAAAUUUGAUUUAAAAGAGUUUCAUGAUGUGAUUUUAUUGAAUGGAUCAAUGCCACUGAAUAUAUUAGAGAAAAUAAUUGAUGAAUUUAUUAAAACAAAAGAGAAAGACAUGUGA